GCCAAUACCAAGAGGAAUCUAGUGACCUUACCCCAAAUGGCACGCGGGGAUGUAGUUCCUCAGGCUCAUGAGCUCCCCGCACUGGACUCCACAUCCCCCGACGAGACCCCCCAAGAAGAACAAGGACAAGGCGAGCCAGAACUCGAGCCAUCAAUCACCUCUCUGUCCAGAGCCGACUACACCUUCCCCGAAGGCGGGUUCAAGGCCUGGAGCGUCGUGUUCGGAUCCUUCAGUAUCAUAACUGGGACCUUCGGGCUCCUCUCCUCCGUCGGCCUUCUGCAGGCAUACUGGCAAGAGCACCAGCUCGCCGCCUACAAGACGCGGGACAUUGGCUGGAUCUCCGCCGUCAACGUCUUCCUGAACCUCUUCCUCGGCGUGCAGAUCGGGCCGCUGUUCGAUCGGCAUGGGCCCCGCCACCUCCUGGCCAUCGGCAGCGUGGUGUAUGUCGUGAGCCUGGUGCUCCUGGGCCAGUGCAGCACGUACUGGCACUUCAUGCUCCUCUACGGCAUCAUGUGCGGCACCAGCUCGGCCUUCCUGACGACAACGGCGCUGGCCGUCGUCGCGCACUGGUUCGAUGCCCGCCGCGGCUUCGCCUCCGGCAUCACGUUUGUUGGGAGUAGCGUGGGCGGCAUCGUGUUUCCGCUCGUGCUGAAGCCGGCCCUGGAGCACCUGCGCUGGGCGUGGGCCAUGCGGCUCGUGGCGUUGAUCGCUCUGGUGUUGAUGCUGCUUGGGAAUCUCUGUGUACGCGGUCGUUUGCCUCCGAGGACGUCAGGGGGAACGGUGGAUCUGAGAUGUUUCCAGGAUGCGAGGUUCUCUUGGGCAACGAUUGGUGUUGCCUGUAUAGGUUUCGAAUUCGUGCUGUUUGGGUCAUUGGGCUUGUUGCCCACCUAUGCCCUGCGACAAGGCUUCAGCAGCCAGACAAGCUUCAAUAUCAUUGCUAUCCUCAACGCAGGCUCGGCCCUAGGCCGCACUUUCUCAGGCAACUUUUCCGACCGCUACGGCCGCUUCAACACCAUGAUCCUGACGCUCAUCUGGUCCCUGGUCGUGACCUUCGGCCUCUGGCUCCCCGUCGGCCACCACGUCGGCCUCUUCUACGCCUUUGCCCCGCUGUUCGGCUUCGGCAGCGGCAGCAUCAUCAGCAUGGCGCCCGUCUGCAUCGGCCAGCUCUGCAAGGCCGACGAGUACGGCCAGUUCUACGGCACCAGCUACUCGCUCGUGGCCUUUGCGACCUUGCUUUGUAUACCCGUCGGCGGAGAGCUCUUGCCUACCAUUGGAGCAGCGGGCUUCGUGGCCUUCUUCGGUGGCGUUCUGGUGUUAUCCCUGAUCAGCUUUGUGAUCGCGAGGUGGGCCUGUUUAGAGUAUAAAUGGAAGUGGUUCGCGAAGAUAUAG
Molecule: messenger RNA, 1389 nt
Organism: Amorphotheca resinae ATCC 22711
Lineage: Eukaryota; Fungi; Ascomycota; Leotiomycetes; Helotiales; Amorphothecaceae
Exons: 4
Coding region: 37-1389 (450 amino acids)
Biological process (GO): transmembrane transport
Cellular component (GO): fungal-type vacuole membrane
Molecular function (GO): transmembrane transporter activity
Source: RefSeq, a predicted model, not a curated record